GGGCGUUGAUUUGCUCCUGCUGCAGAAAGGGCCAGAUUUAUCAAAAUGCAAAGUUUGAUUUUAGUUCUGCUAAUUACCUAAAGUUUGCGGCGUUUCCAAAUUGAAGAUCUAUUGUUAAAACAGGUGAAUUUGGAGGUUUGGGCCUGUCGUUUACCUCCCGCCCUUGUCCCCGACUCUGACGAUAUGGACACAGUAUGGCCCCAGCACACCGGCACACCUCAGGGAGAAGUCUUGUUCUGUCGAUCCUCUGCCUCCAAGCUAUAUGUCUUCAGGUUACCAGUGAGUGUGACCAGACAUUCGUAAGCAGACCAGGAGGUCCUAUGAACGGCACCUUCCAAGCACCAGAGUUCGUCAAUCUUCGAGGACACUCGCGCCAGUGCAUUUACACUUUCUUGGCUGGUCUUGGCCAGCGUGUCGAAAUCGUUUUCACUUCGUUCAACCUCAGAGGGGCACCACCUGAUGGAGCUGCCGUGGGAGACCUCCCUGCCUGUGUCCAUGAGUACAUGGAUGUAUAUUCCGAAGUGGUCCAACCCGACGCCGCCGAGCUGAUCAACUCUCCGUUUGGUGGUCGGUACUGUGGGCCGAUUCGACCCAGAAGAAGGGUGUCUUUAUACCGCGCCAUCGCGCUCGCCUUCUACACCGACAAGAACGUCUCGACGAGUGACCUCUUCACCGGCAGAUACGCAUUUAUCAAUGACUCGGAAUACGAGGUGGGUAUUCCGGUAGCGGGCAGUCCGUGCAGUUUCCUGGUGAAGGGCGGAGUGAAGCCUUCGGGAGUGAUUUUGUCGCCUACUUAUCCAGGCGCCUACCCCAAGGCUCUUUUUUGUAGCUAUCAGUUCCUCGGAGUGCCUGGUCAGCGGAUCCGUUUGGAAUUCCGAGAUUUCGAUCUCUUCUUCGGGGGUCCUCAUUGUCCGUUCGAUUACGUAAAGGUGUACGACGGUCAGGACAACAGUUCGGCUGUAAUAGGCACUUACUGCGGUCAGCAGCGCAAUCUCGUCAUCUACUCGUCCGAGUCUUCUCUUCUAGUUACGUUCGUCACCCUCCCACGCACUGCCAAUACUCAGAAUAGAGGCUUUAAGGGCAUCUUUGAGUUUUCAAACUCUUUUACCAAAUUAGACUUUAUAAGUAAGAACGACGGUGAACAUAUACGAGGCACCGAGUGCGACCAGAAAAUUUUGAGCAAAAAGGAAUCCAGCGGGUUCGUGUUCAGUCCUAACUACCCGUUUCCAUACAUGCCCAAACUGGUCUGUCGUUACUUCAUCUACGGCAUGCAGGAUUCACAACAUCUGGAACGAGUCAGACUCGAGUUCGUGAUGUUCGAAAUACCGAAAGGACCUAAAGGAGACUGCUCAGACGGUUAUCUAAAAAUCUACCUAAAAGGUCAAGAGACGACAGAUUCGUACGACAAAUUUGAUUAUGAAAUGUGCGGCGACGUGAGCAAACCUUCACUGGUGGUAUCUGAUGGUCCUCGACUUGUUAUGGUUUUCAGUAGUGGGGAACUCAUGGGUCGAGGCUUUAAAGCAAACUACACUUUUGAGACUGAAUAUCGAAUUCCUGGAACGGCUGCCCCCGAUGGCAGCUGCACGUUUACAUACCGCAGCGUUAGCAAGAAGAAGGGUGAAUUCAACUCGCCCCGAUACCCCUCCAAUUACCCCAGUGACACCAACUGUACCUAUUCGUUUUUGGGUACCAAUAACGAACAGGUGACUCUAGUUUUUGAUAAUUUCAAAGUUCGUGCCGACUCUGCGAAUUCUACGACUGGCUCCUAUGGAGCAUACGUAUGCCAAGAAGACUGGUUAGAAGUGUACAACAUUUACCGAGACGGCACGGAGAAAAUCGUAGGACGGUACUGCGGAAUGACUGCUCCAGGUCCCAUAGAGUCAAACCGCGGUGCCAUGGGUCUGAAGAUAAUUCUGCAUGCGGAUUCGGAAGGCGUUUACAGUGGAUUUAAAGCGCGGUAUAGUUUUGAAACGGCGAAAUCUAUAUUCGGAGAUUGUGGGGGAAAUGUGAGUAAUUUGGAUUCGGGGGUCAUCACGAGUCCCAAGUUUCCUGGAGAUUACGACGGCCCUACGAAGGGCUUAUCGUCGAAAAGCUGCAAUUGGUAUGUCAGCGUCAGGCCCGGGUACAAAAUUAUGCUCAAUUUCGAGAGGUUUGCCGUCGAAGGAGACCCCGUAGGGCGAGGAUGUCCUGCAGCCGUUUUAAGACUUUGGACGGAUUUAUCAACUGCGCCCAUUGAACUCUGCGGCGAGAAAUCACCGGGAGAUAAAUGGCAAUACCUUUCCACCUCAAAUGCAGUUCGAUUUAGUUUUGUAACGGCAGACAAGGCUGUAGGAGCACAGGGUUUUAAGAUCGUUUGGACGGAGGUUCAAGAAGGACCGAGUUGUGAAGAGUUUCAAUGUAAGAAAAGCGAUUUCUGCAUUCCGGACAAACUGAGGUGCAACAUGGUCAACAACUGCGGAGCUGAUGAUAAUUCUGAUGAAGCCGACUGCAUGGUGGAGGCGCCCCAGGAGGACCACACUCUGGUGUACGUGUGCGCCAUCGCCGCCAUCCUGUUCGUGCUGGUGACGCUGUGCGUGCUGUGCCACCGGAAGCGGCGUCGGCGUCGGCGCGGCAUCCACCGCCCCCUGCAGCUGCCCGUCCCGUCGGGCUCGUCCAGACGCCCCCCGCAGCACGUGUGCGAGGAGCUCGGCGAGCGCUACGCCAGCGUGGACAGUGUCUGAUGGUGGCUUCAACUCCCGCGGGACCCGCACUCUUUCCUCAUACGGUUACUGCCGCCGCCAGCAAUACGCUCACUUUACAGGGUCACUCGGACGCCGAGUCUACGUUUUAUCUAGUUAUCUAACUGAAGGACUAACGAAUGUUGGCCAAAAGUUGUUUGUUACUACAUUCAUGUUGUUCGGACGCGGCCUCGGCGAACUAGGGGUCGAUACAAUACACACGUUUUUGUAUUUGAUAAAGAGCUGCCCUUCGAUGACAUCGUCACGGCUGAUAAACUAACAACUGAUGAUUUUACUGCAGUACUGGCAAGAGUCAAGAGUCAUAAAGGUGAACAAGUACAUAUCUCUCAUAAAAUUAUUACAAUAUUUCACCAAACAUUAAUUAACUUGUAUAACAUCCGAAAUUAAACAUUUACCUAAAAGAAAAUUAUUAUUAAUCAGCCUAGUGUCCAACACGCUUUAUUAUAAAAUUCAAGAUUGUUUCAUUUUAAAAAGUAUGAAGUUAUGAAAUAAUAAAAAUAAUACAGUCAAAGAUUAGCUUCUGGCAAUAAAUUUUUAUGGAGACUCUUUGUUAAUUAUAAUUUUUUUACAAACUAAGAAAAAACUUUGGUGGUCUAGCCGUCAGUAAACAAGCAAAUUGAAAAUUAAAUCAGUUAAGAACAAAUUUUUUUGUCAUGAAAACAAGAAUUUUCUAACGUAUUAUUAAAUGUCUAAAAUGAAUUAAAGAAAAAAAGAAUUAAACAAAAAAGUUUAAUGUUUUUAAAAAUAUUUAAAGGUAAAGCGAAUCCUCUGCAAAACUCUGAAUUUUUGUAGAUUUAUGGACAAAAAUAAUUGUUAGUACUACUUUAUUGUUUUUUUGAGAACUAGUUAUAAUCAAUAUCUGAUCUUAAAGUAAAAAUUUAAACUAAUUUUAUUAAAUUGUUAAACAAAUAAAACAAAUGGUUAGAGACAAUUAUAAAGCACCAUGUUUAAGCAACCCAUGUUAAGCUCUAGUGCAAUCGUGUUUAAAUUUGUUAUUUUAUUACGGCAAUAAUCAUGGGUUAAGGAAAACGCAACAACAAUUAUUUUUGUUGCAUUUUGUUGUGAAAGAAUUGACUUUAAAUUUCGUCCUUUUUUUAGGUAAAAUUAUUUACAAGAAACGUAAAGAUCGUAAAAUGUUUAAUUAAAUUUUAUUAUCAUAAAAUAUGUAUUAACAUUUUUUUACCUAAAUCUGUUUAAAGAAAAAGUACUUUAUGAUGAAUAAAACUAAUUUGCAUUUUUGAAUAGCAUAAAGAAAGUAUUUACAUUAGGAUGGUUUGAAUAAAUGUUAGUAUACAUAUCUAGUUACUCUAGAUUACGUUUAGUUAAGUCAUUACUAUAUGGUUUUUUUUUUUUUAACUAUUAUCUAGACUUAUACAGUGAACUUCAUUAAUUUGUUAGAAAUUAUUUUUUAAUAUUUUUGUCAGUACUGCCUAAUUAAAUUUGUUUCACUUAUUGAAAUUAAAAAUGUAACAUAUUCCAUCCAGCCCAAUCUUAGACUUAAAUUUUAAAACUUAUUUUAGAGUAAUAAACAUUAUCAACAUCAAAACGUGAUUUUUUUUAUUUGUAAACAGCUGUACAUAUGUUUACAUCGCUAAAAUAAAGCAAGUAACUUAAUGACAAAAAUAAUUCUCAUAUGUAGGUACUCGUAUAUCUAUAAAAUUACUAUUAAUAUACCAAAUAAGUAUUUAAAAUAAGAUAAUAAGAAAAUGUGGCUGUGAAUUUUUUUACUACAUAACUUGCAUCUAGUUAACUCGUUAACUAGAACGUAACUUUUAAUCCAAAACAUCAAAAUAGUGUUAAUUUUUAUGAUACAAUAGUUUAUUGAAAUAAAAUUAAUUGCCGCAAGUUUUCUAAAUUUAAAACACUUAAAGUAUUUUUUUCUUAAAAGACAUAAAAACUACAACUUGAUCUUAGUUUGUCGAUUUAAUCACUAAAAAUAAAUACGAAAUAUUAGAACUGCUAAUACAGAUUUAAAUAAUAACAUUCACUUACAGAUGUUUACAGCUGUUUCAAAUAAAAAUGCUUUUCAGUGGAUAAAUAUACAAGAUGGUUUGUUCAAUGUGUUUUGUCAAAAUGCGAAUAAGACAAUAACAAUUUUUUUUUUGACGAUGCCAUUGCAGGGCCGGCUUCAGUUGUUGGUUGGACAAUCACUAAGCUCAGUAUUGCUGACGGCUGGCCGGCAAACCGAACGGCCUCGGCAACCUGUGGAGUCAAUAAACUGUGAAGAAAAAAAAAACAACACUCACUACACAAACCCACCCCGAAGAUAUUUUUUAACAAUGUCGAUAAUCCAAUAUUUAAACAAUAAUAGUAAUUAAAGAAAAUCACGUGGUUUAAUAAAGUAUAAAAAAGUAUAUAAAUGUUAGUGCGAUGUAUACGCAAGACGUAGUUAAAAUGAGUUAAUGUUCGUGAACUACGUGUUGGUGACGAAGGAAUGCAUCAGUUUGGAAACAAGCUAAACCUAUAGAGACCUCAUUUAAUCGAAACAAAACGCAAAAUGAUCAUCUAUUUUGUACGUCGAUAGGUUUUACGUUGAUCACAAGUUCGAUAUUUAUAUAAUAUACAUUUGCAAUAAUAGAUAGUUUUGCACUAAUUCGCACAAACAGAGCUAUUGAACUAUCGACGUUCAAAUUGUUAUAAACAAAAAAUAUAAUGAAAACAGGUGCUCUAGAUUUUAUUUUUACAACGAAUAUCCAUCUUCCUGGCGCGUAGAUCUACAAGAUGGCGACGUAGGAUUCAGUGCGUGUGUCUGCGACAACUACUGCCGUGUUAGAUCAUUAUUUGCUUUACGACACUCGGGGACUUACCCGGGCCUAUAAUUGUUCACAUGUUGUUAUUUAUAAUCCAGAGACUGAGGGUUAGUGUCACGCAAGACCGUGUGCCAGACACUCGUGCAAUUAGUUAUUAUUAUAAUCUAAUACAUAUUACUGACGAAUUGUACGCACUUUAUUUCAUGAUGUCUUUCGAAAACAAUACUUUGAUGUAGCUAUAUUGUAUUAAUAUGUAUUCAGAAUAUGCUCAGUUAAAUUGGGUCUGACUUAUUUAUUAGACGUUCCUCUAUUCGAUUUAUUAGUACUAUCGAACCGACCCAUCUACCGGUUAAAAAUUUGCAACCAUCUACCGGUACCCAACGACUGUCUCAAAAUUUAAGGCCGAUAAAUCUACUUGUUUUGCGAGGCGGUAGAUGGCGUGCGUUAACUCGAUUUGUUUUGUAAAGUAUGUAAUUCUAUUGGCGUUAUUUGUAAGUUAUUUCUAUUAUUGGGCUUCCUACAGACUUGUUCAAAAGUUCAAGUCUCGUUCGUAUCCAGUCUACCAUUAGUGCAAGCUGCUGCACAAAGACCGUCAUCUGCAACACUACAACGAUUGGAAGUCAUUGGUAAUUUAACUGAGUAUACACUACUUGAGAAACAUUUUGGUGUACCCUUUCGUGUCCGUGAUUUGUUAAAAUAACUGUAUAAUCACACCACACACCAAUCAUAGCUUGUAAGGUCUCAAAGAAGUCGAACUAUUUUUUUAGGUACCAAAAUGUUUCUAACUAUUGAGUGUAAAAAAGUAUAACAUUUUCAUUGUGUUUGAUUGGCAUUGCAGAAAACGUUGUACUAAAAACUAGUUAAACAUAGUCGUCUGGGCUGACGUAAAACAUGAUUGUAAAAAAUAUAUGUAAAAUAAAUAAAAUCGCCGGAAACAACACAGUGAUUGUUAAUCUAAACUAUUGUUGUGUUUACGUUUCUCUAAUAAACAUUUUGUUUGUCCAAUUCAAGUUUUUUUUUUAAUUUUGUUGUCGACUCUAUACAAUGUAAAGUAAAAGCAGAACACCAAGUAGAAGUACUGAUGAUUUGCUCCAAACACUGUAAUUGUCUUCCCAAACGGUCAUUGUGUUUUUUCGCAAAUAAAUAAUCUGUAUUUUAGGAUAGCUUAACGAAUUAUCCUAAUACUGCAACGUUGUCCGUUUGCCUUUUGUUUUUCAAACAUCCUGGUAAGCUGUGUCCUUUUUAAGAGUCUUGCGUAAAACUUGUUUCUCCCUAGAGGGCGCUCAUUGUCAGUGACAGGUCACAGCUUACUGGGACCGUCCUUCUGUAAAGAAAGUAGUGGGUUUGGUUGGUUGCAGUAGCGUAUGCACUCAGUCUAAGUAGGCCUCGGCCAACACAUUGUUACUUAGGAUAAAUCAUUAUUUUUAAAUAUUAUCCACUCGCGAUAGAUAUUAAAUAUUGUAUGUAUGUAUUCAUACAUAUGCAGUUGCCAAGUGACGGUGUUAGGUAAUUUAGUCACUGUCAUUUACAUAUAAUCACUCACAUCAGCCAACUGUCAAACAACAAGUCUCUAUUUGCCUUAAUUGAUGUAGGGAGGGGGAAAAUUACACUCUCCCUACUUUUGACAUUCUGUUUCAUAGGAUUGGGAGAGCUAUUCUUUGGCAGUUGACCCAACUGAGCACUGCGCGGCUUCCAUACUACCCACACCUGCAACUGCGUACGCGCACUUUGUUAUACCGAGUUGUAGAGACUCUAGGACAACCGUCAAAGACACAAAUCGGCUUCAAUCAGUUGAAACGUUCCGAAAAUUUUUCAUGUAACAUCCAAACCGAGGCCGAAUCGUGUCUCUGGUGGACAACAAACACUGCUUAACUAAUAGUUUUCGGAUCAGGAGAGUGAUUGUUGCUUUUUGUUUAUUUUUUGAAAACCUCCGAUCCGAAAAUUGUUUCUUAUUCAGGAACGACAAAUACACAGUGAUUGUAUUUCGAAUUCUCAUCUCCAUCAAUAUGUUAUUUGUUAAAUUAAAAAAGCUGUUAAGUACUGUUAAGUAUAAGGAUAAGAGGAGGUCGCAUUUUCUGUAACAUAAUGUAUCAAAAUGCUCACAGCGACUAGGCUCGACUAAAUAAAGAGUAUUCCACUGUAAACCUACUCCUUUUUUCACACAGGGCAUUAUAGACUUUAAUUAAAAUAUAGUCUUUUGCUCGAAAUAGACCAGUUUCAAGCAAGGGACUUGGCUCAACACUUGUUUUAUAAGGAAAUGAGUUUUACGCAAUAUCUCGUUGAUCUAAUUAAAAACAGAAA
Molecule: messenger RNA, 7789 nt
Organism: Tribolium madens (black flour beetle)
Lineage: Eukaryota; Metazoa; Arthropoda; Insecta; Coleoptera; Tenebrionidae
Product: tolloid-like protein 2
Exons: 15
Coding region: 195-2720 (841 amino acids)
Cellular component (GO): plasma membrane
Molecular function (GO): protein binding
Source: RefSeq, a predicted model, not a curated record